UCGAGGUUGAUUAUUAAGAAUUUGCCAAAGCAUCUCACGGACGAGCGGUUCCGAGAGCACUUUAGUUCUAUUGGCGAGGUUACUGAUGCAAAGUUGAUGAAAAGUUCAUUUGGUAACUCUCGUCGUUUUGGAUUUAUUGGAUAUAAGACAGAAAAGGAGGCCAAAGCAGCUCUAGCACAUUUUAACAAUACGUUUAUUGAUACUUCCAAGAUCAUUGUUGAGAAAGCAAAGGAGAUUGGCGAUGAAUCACUUCCCAGGGCAUGGAGUCAGCAUACAGUGGGUACAUCAGCCCAUGCAAGGAAAAUGGGCGCAGAACGACAAAAGAAAGAGGCUGCUGAGGCUGCAUCCAAAGCAAAUCAGGAAAAGCAAACCAAUAUGGAACUACAAAAGAAGAAGGAACAUAUUUCAAAACUUUAUCAAGCCGAGAACGAUCCUAAACUGAAAGAAUAUCUGGAAGUGAUGCAAUCGCGUGCUACGACUAAAUCAUGGGCCAACGAUGAUGCUGUUCAUGCUCAAGUGAUGGCGAUCAAGAAUAGGAAACCUGGUGGAGAAGGACUGACGGUGACUCAGACGAAGAUCACGUUUGACGAUUCGGAUGAUGAACUCUAUGACAACUUGCCACUCGUCAAGUCGGCGAACAAGGAUGAUAAGAAGGCAGAAGAAAACGAGGGAGAGGAUGUCCUUAUGUCAGAUGCAACUCCUAAAGAAGAUAGCCUUGUAAAUGAUUCAUCCAUCUCUGAUUUGGAUUGGCUCAAGUCACGUAUGGUAAAGCCGGCGCAAGAGAAAAUGGAGGAGGACGCGAAUGAGAAGAUUGCAGAUACAGGACGUCUCUUUGUUCGAAAUUUGCCCUAUACCUGUACAGAAGACGAACUUCGCAAGUUGUUUGAGAAGUUUGGACCUCUGUCAGAAAUCCAUAUGCCGAUUUCGAAGGAUACUAAGAAACCAAAGGGCUAUGCCUAUGUUCUCUAUCUGUUGCCUGAACAUGCUGUCAAGGCAUUUGCAGCCCUGGAUAAGAAAUUCUUUAUGGGACGUCUUCUUCAUAUUUUGGCCUCCAAGGAGAAACCUCAGCCCAAGGAGGAUGAAGAGAACCCUCUGGGACCUGGUGGUCGUCCCUUGUCGAUUAAGAAGCAACCUUCAAUUGCAGAUCGUCUCAAUGUCUCCAAGGCCGACAUUUUGAACGCGGAUGCGGACAAUAUGGGUGUACGUCUUGCUGUUGCAGAAACUCAGAUCAUCAUGGAGACCAAGAAGUUUUUACAGGAAGAAGGUAUCAAUGUGGAUGCCUUUGGCAAGAAAGAACGUAGUGAUACAGUUAUUUUGGUCAAGAACAUUCCUUACAAUACUACGGAGCAAGAGCUGCAAGACUUGUUUGGCACCCAUGGAGAUUUGGGAAGAGUCUUGAUGCCCCCAGCAAAAACAAUUGCGAUUGUAGAAUUCCUUCAACCUAGUGAGGCUAGGUCUGCGUUCUCACAUUUGGCUUACAGGCGAUUCAAGGAUACGAUCUUAUAUUUGGAAAAAGCACCUGUUGGCGUAUUCAAUAGCAAGUAUGAUCCCUCGAUGAAGGAUCAAAAGGCGGCCAAGAAGGCUGCGAAUGAGGAAGAGGAAGCAUUGUCAAAGAAGGUCUCGUCCACUCAACUCAUGGAUGCUACGACGACUGCAGAGGAUGCUCAGGAUGUGGAGAACCUGGAGGGCGCUACUUUGUUCAUCAAGAACAUCAACUUUAAGACUACGGAUGCAGGUCUGAAGAAAGCAUUUGCUAAUGUGGAUGGUAUCAAAUCGACUAUGAUCCGACAUAAGCCUGAUCCCAAGAAUCCAGGCAAGACAUUGAGCAUGGGUUUCGGAUUUGCAGAGUUUAUGAGCAAGGAGAAGGCUGUGAACGCAAUGAAGGCUAUGAAUGGGUUUAUUUUGGAUGGCAACAAGCUUGAGAUCAAGUUCUCGGACCGGUCUAGCACAAGCAAUAAUAGUAAGAGCCGAACUACCCCUAAGGAUCACGGUACUAAGCUCAUUGUCCGAAACAUUCCCUUUGAGGCGACCAAGAAGGACAUCCAAGGACUUUUUAACACUUUUGGUCAACUCAAGUCUGUGCGCAUUCCCAAAAAGAUGUCUGGAGGUCACCGUGGUUUUGCGUUCUUGGACUUUAUGACGAAGCAAGAAGCCAAGAACGUGUACGAGAAUGUGGCCAAUACCCAUUUGUUGGGUCGUCAUCUGGUACUCGAAUGGGCUGAGGAAGAUUCUGGCCUGGAAGUGUUGCGUGAGAAAACAGGUCGUCAGUUCAGGAAGGAUGAUGGACAUGGUAGUGGCAAGCGCAGAAAGAUUGAUCUUGAUAAUGACGACGAUGAUAUGAUGAUGGAAGACGACUAA
Molecule: messenger RNA, 2358 nt
Organism: Lobosporangium transversale
Lineage: Eukaryota; Fungi; Mortierellomycota; Mortierellomycetes; Mortierellales; Mortierellaceae
Exons: 7
Molecular function (GO): RNA binding
Source: RefSeq, a predicted model, not a curated record